This is a messenger RNA of Arabis nemorensis, 312 nucleotides long. Lineage: Eukaryota; Viridiplantae; Streptophyta; Magnoliopsida; Brassicales; Brassicaceae. The record is from the annotation of a GenBank genome assembly.
AUGCAAAUAUCUGAUCAGGAUAAAGUUCAAUUUGGCUCUCAAUAUCGUGAUCAAGAAGAGAGCUCAGAUCGUGGCUCAAAAAUAAAAUCGGUUUUUGACAGACUGGUCGAACCAAUGUUCCAUCGAGAGAAGCAAGCUCUUGCUACUUUCUCUACUCCUGCUCUGGAUGAUAGUGUGCCUAAGGCCCAUCAUCUUGAGGAUGGGGAAUAUGGUGGAGAUGCUAAUAUAGGUCCUAAAACAAUUUAUGAAUCUCUUGACCCUCCUUUCCACCAUGAAGCGCAACAACUAUCUCGAGACAGAUUUGUGAUGUGA